UAGCCCCUUUUCCCCGAUUCUUUCUUCUCUCGCCAUAUACUCGCAAUCUCAAACCCACCAAGAUGGGAUUACAGAACCACCUCCAUGACGUCUCUUCCGAUUCCAUUCCCCUCCUUCUCCUCCUCCACGUCGCCGCCGGCUUCAAUUACCUCCGCUCCUUCCUUCUCGGUUUCCUUCACUCUCUCGGCCUCUCCAGAUUCCACCCCCACACACCCGCCAUCGUUGACGAUGCCCUCCUCGCCGCAGUCGGAUCCGGAUUCGCCCGCCUCGCGAUACUUUCGGACCAGCUCCAUGCCAACUAUGAUCUCACCGACGACGACAGCACGAUUGCCGCCCCCUCCAUGUGUGUGGUGUGCCGGAGCAAGUAUAGGGAGGGUGACCAGGUAAGGAGGCUUCCCUGCCACCACGUCUUCCAUAGACGAUGCUUUGAUGCUUGGCUUCAUCAGCUCAAGUUUAAUUGUCCUCUCUGUCGUUCGGCUCUCGUCUCCGACGAGCGCGUGGCCCUCGCAGAGCGCCGCGUUGGGAGCGAGGCCUUAGCAUGGUUCUCUCUGCAGUGAGACGACGUCGUUUUGCUCCUCGGUUGCUGAUAAACCCGGCUUCGAGCCAUCGACGGUCCCAAUUUCCCCCCGUUUUUCUUUUGGGAUCUUACAGCGUGGAUGGCAAUUUUGAUUUUUUUUAUUAUAAUUAAUUUAAUAGACUAUCUUUAAACUCUUUUUUUAUAGGGGAUGAAAAAGUUGUUUUUCAAAGGGGCUUUGUGCUUGAGCUUGCUUUUUGAGAUGUAAAUAAUUAUCGAAUUUAGACUCUCUUUUUUUGUGAAUGAAAACAUUAAGAGAUUAGAUAUUGUAAUACGAAAUAAUAAUGCAAUUUCCAGAAUUGUUAUGGAA
Neltuma alba is the source of this 884-nucleotide messenger RNA. RefSeq names its product E3 ubiquitin-protein ligase RHA2A-like. NCBI's taxonomy places the organism in Eukaryota, Viridiplantae, Streptophyta, Magnoliopsida, Fabales, Fabaceae. The record is from RefSeq and is a predicted model, not a curated record. Gene Ontology annotation, molecular function: ubiquitin protein ligase activity. Gene Ontology annotation, biological process: protein ubiquitination. The transcript has a single exon. Bases 63 to 557 code for a protein of 164 amino acids.